Messenger RNA from Erigeron canadensis, 2100 nucleotides. Its product is annotated as probable serine/threonine-protein kinase PBL26. Gene Ontology annotation, molecular function: protein kinase activity; ATP binding. NCBI's taxonomy places the organism in Eukaryota, Viridiplantae, Streptophyta, Magnoliopsida, Asterales, Asteraceae. The transcript is spliced from 5 exons. Gene Ontology annotation, biological process: protein phosphorylation. The record is from RefSeq and is a predicted model, not a curated record. Bases 43 to 2100 code for a protein of 685 amino acids.
UUAAAAUUUAUGAAAGAGAUUAUAUAUGUGUUGGAAUGAGAUAUGAAUUGUUUGCCAUGCUUCGGAAGCCAGGAAUUAGAAAACACUGAACAAGAGGAUCUUCCUGUUGCACAAACAAAAGGGCAUCCCUCUUCUCAACCUUCUGUGAAAAUUACUGACCCGCCAUCGGGACCUGCUAGUCAAGCCAAUAAGCAAGGAGAAGAAGGUGCUAUUGCGAAUGAUACAAAGGAAGCAAAUGAAGUUACGGUUAGUUCAGCUCAUAGUUUUGGUUUCCGAGAGCUGGCCAUGGCUACCAAGAAUUUCCGGAGAGAAACUCUAUUAGGUGAGAGUAGAGUAGGAAAGGUUUAUAAAGGAACUCUUCAAAGUACUGGCCAGGUUGUGGCCGUGAAGCAACUAGACAGACAUGGAACAAAGGCAAACAAAGAGUUCCUUGCUGAAGUCAAGUUGUUAAGUCUCCUUCGCCAUCCAAAUCUAGCUGAACUCAUAGGAUAUUGUGCCGAUGGAGAUCAGCGAAUUCUUGUUUUUGAAUACAUGGAAAAGGGUUCCCUAAAAAAUCUUAUGCAUGAGGAUCAACCAGAAAGAGAGCCAUUAGAUUGGAUCACAAGAAUGAAAAUAGCCUCAGGAGCUGCACAAGCUCUAGAAUAUUUACACGAGAAGGCGAAUCCACCCAUUCUUUAUCGCAACUUCACGUCUACAAACGUUUUGCUGGAUGAAAAUAUGGAGCCAAAGCUAACUGAUUACGGGCUUGUGAAGCUUGAAACUGACACUGGUAAUACUAUGCAACAAAGGAUAGUGUCUACUGUUGGUUGUGCUCCAGAAUAUGAACAAAAUGGUGAGCUCACUCCAAAAUCCGAUGUUUACAGUUUUGGGAUCGUUCUACUUGAGCUUAUUGCCGGAAGAAAAGCGCUAGACACCUCUCUACCAGAAGACGAACAAAAUCUAGUUAAAUGGGCCCAACCCUAUUUUAGAGAUCCAAAAAGGUUUCCUGAGAUGGCAGAUCCUCAGUUAAAAGGAGCAUUUCCAGAUAAAAGUUUAAAUCAAGCAGUUGGGGUAGCAGCGAUGUGUGUACAAGAUGACCCAUCUGUGCGACCCAUGAUCUCCGAUGUAGUUGCAGCCCUCAGCUUUCUCACCGUGACUCCCGUCCCACAACCACAAGCACAACAAGAAUCUCAACCACAAACUGAUCCUUCUCCUGCUCUAAAAGAUGAUCAAAAUGAAGAAAAUCGUUCAUCAUGGUCGUCUUCAUCAAAUGAAAAUGAACAAGAGCUUGAAGUAGCAUCUAGUCAGAAUGAUGAUUCAGAAGAUUAUAGCUAUACUGAUUCUGAAGAUGAGGAUGAACAUGCUUCAAUGAACAACUACAAGGCUCGAUAUGCUGAUGAUAGAGGUGGUGGUACUUCAUCUUCGGGAAGUUUAUACAACGAAGAUGAUUAUAGUGAGGAUGAAAGCCAACAAGAAGUGAAUUCCUAUCAAUCGAAACCAAAGAGCAUUAAACGUAAAGUUACAUUUGAGAAGGAAAAAGGAAGUGUGAGUAGGCAUUCAUCUAAACGAAACAACAAGAGUUUCAAAACACACUCGCAUACCAGUAUGAGAAAGAAAAGUGUAAACAGAAGAUCAUCAAGAAACAACUCAAGUAGGAUUGGAAAUAAUGAUCAAACUGGCAACGAGCCGUCCACAUCAAAUAAUAAAUCGCGGUCAAGAAGCAACAAGAGCUUCAGGACACAAUUAGAUUUAGGUUUGAGCCAGAAGAGUGUUGAUAGGAAAUCAUCAAAAAUCAAUGAAAGACCGGUUAUUCAUGGUAGUAAGAGCAAGAAAAGUCACCCCGUGUUACAAGACGAUCAAAGAAGUACUGAGCCUUAUGAAUCAAAUACCAAGUUGAGCUCUAGAAAUAAUCGUAGAAACAAUAUGCAGGUGAGCACUAGAAGAUCAAAAACUAACAAAAUCGAGUAUGGUGAAAGCGGCAACUCGUCAUUUUCAUCGGAUAGUGAAAGCAGCAGAAGAGAUUUGGACUUUGAAUCAACAAGAACCAACUUUAGUGAAUCGAAUUCGAUCAUCAGAAACAGUGAUGUAGAAAAUUUGGAUGCAAGAAAAGGAAAGAUUUAA